UCCUGAUAAACGUUUUCAAAUAAAUGGAGACAUAUCACAUAUCUGUGUAUUCGACGCAAACAGUUUGUGUUAAUAACACCUAACAGAAAGUCACAUCAUGGCAGCAUACUACUGGGUAGACACCUUUGCCAGAUCUAUGGUACCUACUACAGCCCUUUCUGGAGGAUAUGACAUAGAUGGGGCAGAAAUAUUCGUUGGAAGGGCUUUCCAUGAUGGUGAUUGGAUUCCAGCUAAAGUAAUUCCUAGCAAAAAUGUUGCCUACGUAGCUUACAACGGUGGUGAACACGCUAAGGAUAGAUACCAGGUUUUAUGUGAACAAAGGUUUGAUUGGGUACAUAGUAGUGGAGGAGAAAUACCAUAUGGGGCUGUUGAAGGAGGUAAAACCAGCGAUGGAGAACCACUUUAUAUUGGCAGAGUUCAUCACGAAGGAUCUCAUACUGUUGGAAAGGUACACCCAAGUCACAGAGUCUGCUACAUUCCUUUCGACGGCAGGGAGAUUGCUUACCCUCAUUACGAAAUUCUGAUACUCAGAUCUUGAGAAGAAUGAAUAGCUCCAAGCAUUGUAUUUGUACGAGUUCUGAAAGGUUCAUAUGCAAAGAAUAAUGGAAAAAUCAAUAUUUUUUACAAUGACGUUGUUUACUUUAAUAAAAUAAAACAAUAAAACUGCUUA
This is a messenger RNA of Leptinotarsa decemlineata (Colorado potato beetle), 670 nucleotides long. Its product is annotated as natterin-4. The record is from RefSeq and is a predicted model, not a curated record. Lineage: Eukaryota; Metazoa; Arthropoda; Insecta; Coleoptera; Chrysomelidae.